CUUUAUUUCUUCAUUGUCCGGUCCCUUUUCGCCCUUGCUGUCCGGGUGCGCCUCGCCGGUAGGAGCCGUGAGGAGGGAAGCGGGCCGUCAAGUCGUCGCUUCAGGUGGGGUCUGCUUCGCUCACUGAGACUCAAAGCGGAUGACACAGAGCUGCCGGUGGGAAGUGGGUUGACUGGAACUUCCCUGAUUCUCAGAGGAAGGGACGCUGUUGAUGUCAUAAGAUAGAGAAUGGUCAUAAAAGAUGCUAAGAAGUACAAUGCUGAGGGAGCUGUGCAGAAAAAGAAUAAAAUAAAAAGGGCUACCAGCAAUGAGCCUGUUGUUAUAAUAGAUGAUGAUGCUCUACCCACAAAGACCAAGGGGAAAAAAAAGAAACGCUCAGUAGAAGAGAACAAUUCAUAUCUGAAGAAGAAGAAGAAGAAGAAACUGGACUGUAAAUUAAAUAAUGCAGCAUGCAUAGACUUUCCCAUUAUUAUGCAAAGCAAUUCAGAUUCAGAAUCAAUAAAAGAAACAGAAAAACAACCUAAGGUGUUAAAGAAAAAGAGGAAAAGAAGACUUUACUGUGAGCAAGAGAGCAUUCCAAGCCAAGGCCAAUCAACAGAAAGUCAGGAAGUCUGUGUCCUUGCUGGUAAAAAACGCAAAAGGCAUGUCCCUGACACCUGUGGAGGUGACAGUGAAUAUAAUACAAAGAGGAAGAAGAAGAAGAAACACAAGCUUGCUUGUUCCUUGAUUCUGUCACAAGCUGAAGAUGAUUAUUCUGAGACAGACUUGUCUGCCACGGUAAAAACCAUUUCUCAUGAAAUGAGGCUCUCAGAUAGAAAACGGACUCUUGUCCAGAAUGCUGUAAGCAAGGGGCAAAGCAGAAUUAUUUGCUCUAUAAUAUCUGUGGACCAUCGAGGAACCAGCAGUAGGAUUUUGAAGAAAGGUACUGCAGACCCAAUCUGUGAGCUACAAGAAGAAAAUUAUUGUAAGCAAGAUCAGAAGGACAUAGCCCGUAUGUUGAAAAAGAGAAGAGAAGUAGCAGAGCCAAAGAAGAAAAAGUCAAAGAAGAAGUUGAAGAAGGAGGAAGUUGAUUUCCUUUUGACAUCUGUAGGUAACCAGGAAAACCAUCCUGUUUCUACACAUACUCUUUGGAAGACCAAAUCAGAAGAAAAACAGGAGAAAACUAAUCAGAUCCAGAACUCUAAAGAAGACAGAAAAGGCCUCAAGAAGAAAAAAAUCUAUGCCAAAGUUGCAAAUAAUUGCUCAGAUCUUCUGGAGGGCAACAAAGAUGUGUUUGACUGGGAGGAGAAAGCAGCAAUAAAAAGAGCUAAAAAGAAAACCAAAAAAUCAAAGAAGGAGAGAGAUCAAGCAGCACGUUUAGAGAACUGCAGCUUCCAAGAGAACAGUGGUAAGCAGCAUAACACCAAGAGGAAGGCAGAGAAGAGCAAAGGGUCCAAGGAACAUGAGGAAGAGCCCAUUUCGAAGCAAGCAAAAAUCAAGAAAGAAGCAAAGGAAAGGGAAGAUGAAAUACAAGUUGUGGCAAUUAAGAAAGGAAACUGCGAUGAAAUACGCAUAGACAAGUCAAGACGGCAGGCUCUCCAAGAAGAAAUUGAUCGGGAAUCCGGUAAAACAAAGGCCGUCAAGGAAGAGGACGAAUUGGAUCACCAUUUUGGUCAGUGGAGCACGGCAACCUUUGACAGUACAGAGCGAAAAACAAAGUUUCUCAGACUGUUGGGUGGUUUUAAGAAAGGUCCAGCGUUGACCCAGGAGCUGCCAACAAAUGUGAUGAAACAUAACAUGGCUCUGGCCAGGCAUGGAGAGGAGAAACUGCAGCGGUCCCUGCAGGCUCAGUUUGAGAAAGCAUCGGAUUGGAAGCAACAGCGAGGCGCCGGCCUCGGGUUCCAGUCAGCUCCUCAGAAACACACAUACAUAGAUAAAUAUGCUUCGAAAUCUAUAAAAUUAAAGGACUAAACUAUGGGUAAGAGACUGGUUUUAUAUGCAGUGGUUUAUUUUUUGUGACGGGGAAGAUUAACAUUUGUUAAAGUGAGUAACAAACUUCACCUGACUUCAGGUUAAUACAUUCAACAUGUCAAUGAAUGAAAACUUCUACCUCUCUGCUCCCAUAUCGUUCAUGGUCAGGGAACAAGCAUCUUCCUCCAAAGACUUUGCUACCUUUUGAAAGCUCAGAUUCAUCCCACUGCAUUUUGAAAACUGGCUGUUUGGGUCUGAACUAUGGGGUCAUUUCAUGUUUUUCCAGGGGGAGGGGAAUGAAAUUCUUUUGAUUUUUCAGGGCUUUUGUACUGGGGUCUGAACAACUUCAUAGCCUCAACAGUAGUCUAAGCUCAUUAUUUAAAUGUGUUAUUGUUUAACUUUAUUAAAAUAAUAUUCUUUUUAUUUGA
Molecule: messenger RNA, 2378 nt
Organism: Eublepharis macularius
Lineage: Eukaryota; Metazoa; Chordata; Lepidosauria; Squamata; Eublepharidae
Gene: KNOP1
Product: lysine rich nucleolar protein 1
Exons: 7
Coding region: 229-1950 (573 amino acids)
Source: RefSeq, a predicted model, not a curated record